GGAAGCACCUGGGCAGCAAGACACUCUCCUGCACACACCAGCUCUUUAAUGGGGUUGAUGCUGGUGCAUUGGCCAUCCGAGAUGUAUUUUGUGGAGCGCAGUUCUCUGCAGCCCAUCGGACCCGUAUCUGGAAUUAGACAGCUACACCACCUGACAGUGUAACCUAAGCAGAGCUGCUUUCACCAAGCACACACACCUUGGCAACAAUGAGCCCCCUUCUCUAUGACAGUGUGUGAUGAAUGGAGAGCUGAGAGGCCUUUUUUCUCCCUGCUUCAGGUAGCAGGGAUUCAAGACGGACACGGUGCCGACUGGAGACAUUGUGAGCAACUGAGAUGCAGCACCAUUCACACAACCUGACAGGAUUCAGUCAGCAGGUUCCAAAUUUAAAGGUCUGCUCUCAGCCUUAAUAGUCAAGUUACUCGGUUUGUUACUAGUUGCAUGGUGUGUGUCUUGGCAACCGUUUGUCCGUGUGAGACAUGGAGCCAUGCAGCAAGGUAGCGUUCUUCUUUUAAUAACUUUUAUAGUCAGUGUUUUUGAUUUCAUUUCAGCUGACAUGUCAGAUUCAUAUUUUACAGGAAAACAGUGACCCUUUGAACAGCUUAAAAAGUGUCCAUGUCAGUGAGCUUUAUCUUGCAAGAAGGUAACACAUCUGUCAGAUUUAUAUGUUUUUGAAAACCUUGAGUGUAUACACUCUUAAAAAAACAUUUACAGCUAAGUAUACCGAAAGCAUAAAGAUUAUAUGCAGAUUAAAUGAUAACUGCCCAAACAACCCUGGACAAAACCUUAUUUCUAAGGUCACGACUUUGUUAAACAUCGAACACCAAUGGAGUAUCAGCAUAAACUUUGAAAUAUUGUAUUAUUCAUCUUACAGGCAGCUCACAGAUGUUCCGGAUUUGUCCAGAUUCACCCAACUGAGAUACAUCUGGCUUAAUAAUAACAGGAUAAAGUGCAUUCGUGGGCCUGAGUUUCACUGCUGUUUAGCAGAGCUGUACCUCCAGAACAAUGAGAUUACCUCAAUUUCAGGAGCUCUGAGGCAUCUGAGCUGCCUGAAAGUGCUGCUACUUCAUAAUAACCACCUGAUAAUCCUGGAGGAAACAGUGGGUGAGCUGAGACACAUGCAGCACCUCCAAACACUCAAUUUGUUCCUGAAUCCCUUUUCACAAGAUCCCCUUUAUCGGGAAUACGUAGUCCAUCACUUACCAUCUGUUCAAUUAUUAGACAGGAAAGAGGUGAGACAGGAGGAGAGGAGACAUGCCUUUAAACUCUUGAGUCCUGAGAGACAGACAGUUCUUGACACAAUCGCCUUCGGCAGACGAGCACUGACAGAAAGGAAAAUGAUUGCAUGCGCAAAGAGAGGUCAGUGGAGCUCCAACACAAAACGCACAAAAUGCCCAUUUGAUGAGAUUGAAGACCUCUGUGAGCGCAGGGCCAUGCAGAGAUCCAUCAUGCAGUUCUCUACUCUGGACUGGAGCAGCAUAAGAGCUCAGCAGCACCCCCUGGAGGAGCACAGUUCAACUGCAGCCAAAAUCCUUACUGUCAAAUUCAGAUAACACACACUGACUGCAAAUUGUGAUUUCUACACAACUGUCAUUAAAACAUAGCAAGCAUGAGUAUGCAACUGCUAUCUAUUGUCCCUGAAUCUUCAUUAUGGGAACAUGUCACACUAAUUUUAACAUUCAAAUUUGGACUUUUCAUGUCUUGUGAGGUUUCUGAAAAAGCAAGACGUGCAAAUGCAGCACGAGGACUUACAGUAAAUCAGCUCGACCCGUAAAAUAAUUAUACUUUUAGUGACAUGUUCUUAAAUCUACUGUAGCGGUGUAAUGUCUUUCAUCCAAGACAAAACUACAGACUUGCCAACAUGGUUUAAGGCAAAGGCUUCAACAUCUUUAUCCUCUAUAUGCAAUAUUACCUACUGUAGCAACAUAAGGUUUAACUUAAGACUGACUGUCAUAAAUAUAUACUCUCCUUACUAAAUCUAAUAUUGAUGCACAUGACCACA
Molecule: messenger RNA, 1999 nt
Organism: Tachysurus fulvidraco (yellow catfish)
Lineage: Eukaryota; Metazoa; Chordata; Actinopteri; Siluriformes; Bagridae
Product: leucine-rich repeat-containing protein 72
Exons: 9
Coding region: 663-1550 (295 amino acids)
Molecular function (GO): protein binding
Source: RefSeq, a predicted model, not a curated record